GGGCUGGGGGCAGUUCUCUCCUCACUUGUAAACUUGUAGUUUCACAGAAAAAAAUGCAGUUUUAAAUAAAUUUCUUUUUUCCCUGGGUUUAGUUGAGAAUUAUUUUCAAAAACAUGAGGAAUCCUAGAAAAAAUAUUUUUCUCUCAGAAAGCCUCAAACAGGUUUUCCCCAAGUCCCCCAGCCUUGCCCUCACCACCCAGGCCCCACGUUUCACCCUUGCCUCCUCUCCACAGAAACAGCCUGGCCUGAUCCCUGUUGCCUAGCAACCUUGCCUAAUAGAGAUGGGGCUCCAGUGGUCCAUGAGGCAGCCCUCUGCAGGCUCAUGGAAUAGGUUGGGGGUCUUGAGGGGAUGAGAGACCCUAGAAGGUGUACUCCCCACCCCCAUGGAUGUGGCUGUACCCAGAGGCUGGCAGUGCCCAGGGGUGGGGUGAUAAUUGUUUCUCCUGGUACCUGAAGGACUCUUAUCCGAGUGGCAUGAAUUCCUAGCAUUCCCUGUGACUGGACAAGAUGAGGAGAUGGGGGCAGGGGCCAGGAAGGAGGGAGCAAGCCCUUCCUAGGGCGGUGGCCACAGCAGUGAGAGGGGCAGACAGAACCAGGAGCCUGGGCAGGAAGCAGGAUGGCAGCAGGGGCAGCGGCCGGAGCCUGGGUGCUGGUCCUCAGUCUGUGGGGGGCAGUAGUCGGCAGUCAAAACAUCACAGCCCAGAUCGGGAAGCCACUGGUGCUCAACUGUAAGGGGGCUCCCAAGAAACCACCCCAGCAGCUGGAAUGGAGACUGAAUACAGGCCGAACAGAGGCUUGGAAGGUCCUGUCUCCCCAGGGAAGCCCCUGGGAUAGUGUGGCUCGUGUCCUCCCCAACGGCUCCCUCCUCCUGCCUGCUAUUGGGAUCCAGGACGAGGGGACUUUCCGAUGUCGGGCAACGAGCCGGAAUGGAAAGGAGACCAAGUCCAACUACCAAGUCCGAGUCUACCAGAUUCCUAGGAAGCCAGAAAUUGUUGAUCCUGCCUCUGAACUCAUGGCUGGUGUCCCCAAUAAGGUAGUGGAAGAAAAGGGGAGAGGUAGAAAGUGGUCACUCUUUCCUCAGGUGGGGACAUGUGUGUCCAAGGGGAGCUACCCUGCAGGGACUCUUAGCUGGCACUUGGAUGGGAAACCCCUGAUACCUGAUGGGAAAGGACUGUCUGUGAAAGAAGAGACCAGGAGACAUCCUGAGACAGGGCUUUUCACACUCCAGUCAGAGCUGAUGGUGACCCCAGCCCGGGGAGGAGAUCCUCGCCCCACUUUCUCCUGUAGCUUCAGCCCUGGCCUUCCCCGGCGCCGAGUCCUGCACACAGCCCCCUUCCAGCUCAGUGUCUGGGAGCCUGUGCCUCUGGAGGAGGUCCAUCUGGUGGUGGAGCCAGAAGGUGGAGCAGUAGCUCCUGGUAGUACUGUGACCCUGACCUGUGAAGCCCCUGCCCAGCCCCCUCCUCAAAUCCACUGGAUCAAGGACGGCACACCCCUGCCCCUUCCCCCCAGCCCCGUGCUGCUGCUCCCUGAGGUAGGGCCUCAGGACCAGGGCACCUACAGCUGUGUGGCCACCCAUCCCAGCCAGGGGUCCCAGGAAAGCCGUGCUGUCAGCAUCAGCAUCAUUGAAACAGGAGAGGAGGGGUCAACUGCAGGCUCUGUGGGCAGGCCGGGGCUGGGAACUCUAGCCCUGGCCCUGGGGAUCCUGGGAGGCCUGGGGAUGGCCGCCUUGCUCAUCGGCGUCAUCAUGUGGCGAAGGCGACAACACCGAAGAGAGGAGCGGAAGGCCCCAGAAAACCAGGAGGAGGAGGAGGAGCGUGCAGAGCUGAAUCAGUCAGAGGAGCCAGAGGCAGCCAAGAGCAGUGCAGGAGGGCCCUGAAGGGCCCACAGCUCGACCCCAUCUGUCAGUUCCCUUUUGUUUUUCCUACACUCCGUUCUGACCCCAGACCAAUUCUCCCCUGUACAACAGCUAUCCCACCUCACCAAACUGUCUUCCACAGCCAGAGCCUCCCACAGUGAUGAGUAAACACCUGACACAUUUUG
Messenger RNA from Diceros bicornis minor, 2040 nucleotides. RefSeq names its product advanced glycosylation end-product specific receptor (gene AGER). The coding region runs from base 617 to 1876 and encodes 419 amino acids. Gene Ontology annotation, biological process: regulation of p38MAPK cascade; regulation of inflammatory response. Gene Ontology annotation, cellular component: plasma membrane. The transcript is spliced from 11 exons. Lineage: Eukaryota; Metazoa; Chordata; Mammalia; Perissodactyla; Rhinocerotidae. The record is from RefSeq and is a predicted model, not a curated record. Gene Ontology annotation, molecular function: signaling receptor activity.